Molecule: messenger RNA, 702 nt
Organism: Echinops telfairi (small Madagascar hedgehog)
Lineage: Eukaryota; Metazoa; Chordata; Mammalia; Afrosoricida; Tenrecidae
Product: G-protein coupled receptor 183
Exons: 2
Coding region: 1-702 (233 amino acids)
Biological process (GO): G protein-coupled receptor signaling pathway
Cellular component (GO): membrane
Molecular function (GO): G protein-coupled receptor activity; oxysterol binding
Source: RefSeq, a predicted model, not a curated record
AUGGCUUCCAACGAGACUAAUUCAACCGCCCUCUGCCUUUCUCCUCUACCACCCAAGGCCGCCAGCCUGGUGCUCUCUCUGUUCUACACGGCCCUCUUCACCUUCAGUGCCUUGGGAAACAGCCUGGCCCUUGCCCUCGCCUGCCCAAAGCGGGGGAAGGUCAGCUCAACAGGCAUCUACGUGGUCCACCUGGCAGUGUCUGACCUCCUGUUCACAUUUGCCUUGCCCGGGAAGAUCACCUAUUACGCCCUGGAGGCCAGCUGGCCUUUUGGAGACGGGUUCUGCAGGCUGACGGCAUUCAUAUUCUACCUGAACACCUACGGGGGUGUCUACCUCAUGACGUGUGUGAGCGUGGACCGCUACCUGGCUGUAGUCCGCGGUCACCAGUGUCCGCAGCUCCGCCAGGCUGGCCAAGCACGGCGGGUCUGUGGGGGUGUCUGGGCCCUGGCCCUGCUGCAGACGGCGUUCAAACGCUCUCUUCAGGUCACGGCGUCCCUCAUGAAUAUCAACUGUUGUAUUGACCCCAUCAUCUACUUCUUUGCAUGUAAAGGUUAUAGGAGAUGGCUUCGCAGCAUUUUAAAAUUCAGACUGUCAGCAUCGUCGUCUUCUUCAGGAAAAGCUUCCUCAGAAACCCCAAGUAUCAACCAGACAGUAGGCUCCAUGCCCCUGGCGGAGGGCAAGGCCGGACGCAUCACUGGCUAG